Messenger RNA from Closterium sp. Naga37s-1, 489 nucleotides. The record is from the annotation of a GenBank genome assembly. NCBI's taxonomy places the organism in Eukaryota, Viridiplantae, Streptophyta, Zygnematophyceae, Desmidiales, Closteriaceae.
AUGAUGCUUGCCGUCUCAGCAGUCGCCGUGGUUCUCUCCUCGGUUCCGUUCGCUGCGGCGGGAUCGCUUCUUGGCGGCUGGUCCGCCGUGAAAGGCGCGGCAAAAAGUAAGGAAGGCACGGGCCUCAAGUUGGUCUCGGUCGAGAGUGCCAAGAGCCAGGUGGUCGCCGGCGUCAACUGGAGCAUCACUCUGAAAGCCGCCGCCGUUGCCCCUGUAGCUCGCCGCUUGAGACACCGCCGCGCCUCCCCACCCGCGACCAGCACCUACGUGGCGGAGGUUUUUCAGAGCCUGACGCCCGUGGUCGGAGAGCCAACGGUUGCAGCACAGCGGGCGGGCGCGGCGCAGCCUGUGGGCAAUGGGCAGGCGGCGGUGGGCAAUGGGCAGCCGGUGGUGAGAAAUGAACGGCCUGUGGCGGAUGUACAGCUGUCAGGUGUGAAGCCGGUGUUGGCAGAUUAUCUCGUGCUGGUCUCCUUUGCCAAGAAGAGUUGA